Hansenula anomala is the source of this 1596-nucleotide messenger RNA. RefSeq lists its product as uncharacterized. The record is from RefSeq and is a predicted model, not a curated record. Gene Ontology annotation, molecular function: oxidoreductase activity, acting on paired donors, with incorporation or reduction of molecular oxygen; monooxygenase activity. The transcript has 2 exons. The coding region runs from base 1 to 1521 and encodes 506 amino acids. Lineage: Eukaryota; Fungi; Ascomycota; Saccharomycetes; Phaffomycetales; Wickerhamomycetaceae.
AUGGCAGAACCUGAAGCAAAAAGGUUAAAGAAAACCAAAAGAACAGAACCAUUGAUCAUCAACUUUUUUGAGGCGUUGACACCAGUUUUACACGCACCAGGUCAAUGGAGAAAUCCAAAAGAUACUUCAAGAGAUUAUUACAAACCUGAGUUUUGGAUCAAGGUUGCCCAAUUAGCUGAAAAGGGUAAAUUUCAUGGCAUAUUCUUUGGUGAUUCACUAGCUGUUUAUGGUGGCUACAAAUCACAGGGUUUGGGAGGCCCAUUCAAUUUUGAAGAAGCUGCAAAAUCAGGAAACAAUUUUCCAAAGAAUGAUCCAACUGCUUAUAUUUCAGCGUUAGCCAUUAGUACUAGAAAUAUUUCAUUUGGUAUCACUUGCUCCACUCUGAGUGAGCAUCCUUAUCAUUUUGCUAGAAGAUAUGCUACACUGGACCAUAUCACAGGAGGUAGAAUGGGUUGGAACGUUGUUACUUCAUUUUUACCUUCAGCUGGUAGACAGUUAACUGAUAAUAAUGAGCUACCUCAAAAAGAAUUGAGAUAUGCUAAAGCUGAUGAGUACUUACAAGUCUUUUAUGAGUUAUUGUUAUCUUCCUGGAGAGAUGAUGGAUUGGUUUAUGAUAAAGAAGCCGGGGUCUUUUCAGAUCCAGAUGCCAUUAGAGAGAUCAAUUUUGAUGGUAACUACUACAAGGUUCCAGGUCCUCAAAUAACCGAGCCUUCUCCACAAAGGAUCCCUGUCAUAAUUCAAGCCGGUGCAUCGCCAAAGGGUUUGUUAUUGGGAGCUAAACAUGGUGAACUUAUCUAUGUUGGUGCUAGAUCACCUGAAAUUGUUAGAGAAAAGAUUGAAGAGACUAAAAAGUUGGCUAAAGAAAAAUUUGGUAGAGAUCCAAGUCACCUAAAGUUUUUGACUAGAAUUGCCGUUGUCAUUGGCACAACCCACGAAGAAGCGGUUGCCAAAUAUGAGCAAAUGCUUAAAUAUAACGAUCCGGAUGGUGUAUUCACUCAAAUUGGUGUUGGUGGUGGUGGUUUAGAUUUAUCAAAAUUCGGAAAGGAUGAAGAUUUGAGUAAAGUCGACGAUCCAGCAGCUAAAGGUUUUGCUAUUAACUAUGGUAAACAAUUCCCAGGUGAAAUCAUCACCAAGCGUUUUAUUGUUGAUCAUUAUCAUAACCACAAUACAUUAUUCAUUGGUACUGCUCAAGAAGUUGCAGACAAGAUCGAAGACUAUGUUGAAAAAUCUGGGAUUGAUGGGUUCAACUUCACAAAUAUUGUUUUCCCAGAGAACUUUGAAAAUAUUGUUGAUAUCUUGAUACCUGAAUUGCAAGAGAGAGGUUUAGCUCAAAAAGAGUAUGCUGUUGAUGGUGGUACUUAUAGAGAACAAGUUUAUAGACAAAAAGGUCAUACUUUUGUUCCAGAAGACCAUUAUGCUUACCCAUUAAGAUGGAAAUCCGGUGUCAGCAAAGAGAAAUUCGAAAAACAGUUGGGAGAAGUGAAGGAAGAACAGAAAAAGUAUUUAAUUUCAGAAUUAUAAGCUCUUCCGGUUAAAUGAAUGUGAUUUUUUGGUGUAAAUGCGCAUUUUGCCGUUUUCUGUAGAUCAAUGUCCGCC